CGGCUCCGUCAGAUGACGUUGUGUGUUGACGUCUCUGAAAUGAUGGGACAGAUCGGUUAUUCAAUUCAGCAGGCGAUGGAUCGUGAGAAGAAACCCGUCCUCCGCCAUCGAAGGGAUUAUGUGUUGAGUUUUACUGCGUGGAUUUGUUGCUUUUUAUUCCUCAGCCCAUCCUCCGUGGCUCCUGGUCGCGUCCGUCAGUGUAAAGAGACGGACUACUACUUUCAGUACACAGAAUGUGACAGCACAGGAUCUAGAUGGAGGGUGGCAAUUCCUUUAAAGCCCAAACAGUGUACAGGAUUACCAGACCCUGUGCAGGGCACAGACUGCACAUUCUCAUGCGAGGCAGGGGAAUUUCUAGAAAUGUCUGCUCAGGAGUGCACACCGUGUGCUGCUGGUACAUACUCACUGGGCAGUGGCCUACGCUUCGAUGAGUGGGAUGAAAUCCCUCCUGGAUUCAGCAGUCUGGCAACAAACCCUGAUAACUCACCCAUUGGGCAGAAUGCAUCCACCUGCAGCAGUGCAAAGUGGCUUGCACAGGGAUCGUAUCUGGAGUCCCACAGGGAUGAGUGUACUGUGUCUCUGAUCUACACUGUGCAUUUAAAGAAACCUGGCUCGGUGACCUUUGACUACCAGUAUGUGGACAACAGCAUCUUCUUUGAGUUUUAUAUUCAGAAUGACCAGUGUCAAGAGAUGGACCAGGAUUCAAAUAAAAAAUGGAUUAAAUUGACCAAUCACGGAGAGUGGGGAACACAUAUUGUUAAUCUGAAUUCUGGCACUAAUAUCCUCUACUGGAGGACCACAAGAGUCAGUCUGGGCGUUAAAGCAGUCAAACCUGUGCUCCUGAAGGACAUUCGGCUUGAAGGUGUUGCGUACACAUCAGCGUGUUUCCCGUGUAAGCCUGGUACUUUUAGCGGCACACCAGGCUCCUCCUCCUGUGAGUCCUGUCCCAGGGACACUUACUCCAGCCGAGGGGCCAGCUCCUGUACACCUUGCAAUACCAAAACACAUUACGCCUCUGAAGGUUCGACAGUAUGCAGACGCAGAUCGCCAUGCUCAGAGAAAGACUUCAUUCAGACCUACAGCACCUGUGAUAAGGACAGCAAGACGCAUGUCAUUUAUAAAUGGAUCGAGCCUCAGAUUUGUUUGGAAAAGGCUCGUGGUGCAGUAAAACUGCCAUCUACUGGUCAAGUCGAGCAAUGUCCUCCCUGUAAUCCUGGUUUCUAUAACAACGACACAGCUACCUGUUCUCCAUGCCAACCUGGAAGCUAUUCGGAUGGAGUUAAAGCAUGCCAGCCUUGCCCGUCUGGCACAGAACCUGUGCUUGGCUAUGAAUAUAAGUGGUGGAACGUUCUGCCUGCCAACAUGAAGACAUCCUGCUUCAACGUGGCCAACAGCAAUUGCGAUGGCUUGAAUGGUUGGGAGGUAGCAGGUGAUCACAUUCAUUCUGGAACAGGUCGUUCAGAUAAUGAUUAUCUCAUCUUAACCCUCCGAGUACCUGGAUUCAAGUUGCCGCUGUCAGUACAAAGGACGACUGGCAGCGAGUACGGCCGAAUUACUUUCGAGUUUGAAACCACCUGCUCGGCCGACUGCGAGUUUUACUUCAUGAUGGAUAUGAACAGAAGGAGCACAAACGUAGUUGAAUCAUGGGAAGGGAGUCAAAUGAAACAGAGCUACAUGCAUAUCAUGACUGAAAACUCAACAGUUGCCUACACCUGGGCUUUCCAACGCACGAGUCAAGCAAAUGAUGUGCGUCAGUAUGCAAAUGAUAUGGUAAAGAUUUACUCCAUAUCGGUCACUAAUGCCAUAGACGGGGUGGCGUCAGGGUGCCGGGCAUGUGCCCUGCAGACUCGACGGACCGGCUCUUCGUGUGUGCCGUGCCCUGCUGGACAUUACAUUGAUAAAGACACCAACCAUUGCCAAGAGUGUCCUCCAAAUACUGUCCUGUCUGGACAUCACAUCUAUGGCAAAGACGCCUGCCAACCAUGUGGGCCGGGCAGCAAAAGCAACAAGGAGCACAGUGUGUGUUUUAGCGACUGUAUGUUCACACACAUCCAACCGAAUCGGACUCUUCAGUUUGAUUUUAGUGCUCUGGCCACCGCUGGGUCCAUUAUGAGUGGACCGAGCUUUACUGCCAAAGGCACAAAGUAUUACCACCUCUUCAAUGUCAGCUUGUGUGGAGCAGAGGGUCACAAGGCAGCGACGUGCAGAGAUAAUGUUACAAAUCUGCCCAAUGACGAAUCUGAAGGCGAUCAGGUGGGCAGUUCAGUGGAGGCCUUUAUCUGUCAAUCAACAAUUAUACCUUCUGAUGGGCGGGGCUUAAGAACAGCCCUUUCUUCCCAGUCUAUUAGCCUGGCGGACACAUUUCAGGGAGCCACAGUUGAAAAAUCACUCAAUGGUAUAAGCGCCAGACCAGAACUUUUCCCAUCCUCAUCCAGGACAGUCUCAGAUGUCCACUUCUUCUACCGUUCCACGCAGGUUACGACCUCAUGUCCGAGAGGCAGAAACGCAGUUGUUUCAUUGCGCUGUAACCCAGGGAAAACAGCGAGAGGAGAGAUAUCUGUGCCGAGUAAAUGUCCUGCAGGUACGUGUGACGGCUGCACAUUCUACUUUCUAUGGGAAAGCUCCGGUGCAUGUCCACGCUGCACUGAUGCGGAUUAUCACACCAUUGAAGGAGCAUGCAAGGGAGGAGUGCAGGACACAGUGUAUGUGUGGACUGAACCUCGUCUGUGUACUGGAGGACUGGCUCUACCCCUGAAGAAAAUAUCUCCGUGCGAAUCAAUAGACUUUUGGAUAAAGGUGGGAGCUGGACUUGGAGCGUUAUGUGCCAUUUUGCUCAUCUCCUUGACCUGCUACUUUUGGAAGAAGAACAAAAAGCUGGAGUUUAAAUAUUCAAAGCUUGUGAUGUCAGCUAAUAAGGAGUGCGAGUUACCAGCGGCAGACAGCUGUGCCAUUAUGGAAGGAGAGGGGGAGGAGAAUGAAGAUGAUGAAGUGGUUUUUGCCAAAAAGUUAACUCUUAUGGACAAGCUAAAGGCUAUUGCCACCAAGGGCAACAAGAAGAGCGGAGAAGCCGUCCAACUGCAAUACUCCCAUACAGAGAAGUCUGUGUGGGGAUAAAGAAGGAAAAUGGACAAUAUCACACGCAGCGGCCUUAAGAACAGAAGAGCCCGGGAAGUCAUGGUGUUAACUCAGCCCUCAGGACCUGGACAUACACAUUUCUUGAAUAUCUCUCCGUACGUCACUGCGUGCGAUUCACUUCACAGUUGGUUUAUUUUGUCAUCUCUCAUGUUUUCCUGUUGCAAAUGCGUGAAAAUUCCCUCCCUUUCCAGUUUUCUCUGUAAGCUUUUCGGAGCGACAGCCACAACUUUACACGAUUCCCUCCUGUCAGAGCGAAUAAAGCCGAGGGUCGCGGGAAGCACAAAUACUCCCAGACGUUAAGCUAUACUGACAGACGCUUCCAAUCGCGCAAGAAAGCCACGUGUAAAGUAUGUUUUGUUCAAGCACAGCCAAAAUAAACAUGUUGUAUUUGUUUGGAUUAAGUAGCCUGUGUCAUUGAAGGACAGGGACAUUUUAAAUGGGGUAUGACAUUUGAAAUGAAUGAAAUCUGUGAAUGAAGAGAUUAAAGAGACGCAGAAGGCGUUCCAGAACAGCUAUUUUUAUGACACUGGACAAACCUCUUGUGUCAUUGUGGUUGGGGGACGAUACAAAAGCAAAUACACAGGAGAUUAGAGAGAAACCAUAUUCAUUCAAAACAGCAGCUGCACUUGAAAGUCAUGAAACAUUUGCUGGUUUUACUACCUAAUUAAGAAGCUUAAUGAACUGUAAGGGUUUAUUCAGGAAAUUUUAAGACCUAUGACAUGAGACCCUGUAAAAGAAGAGCUUUAUUGAUGCUUGUUUGAGGUUAAACCCACCAUUACUUUGCUUAUUUUAUUAAAAUGAUGCAUAUCAGUACUUCUUCUUUGUGUAUGCGUGUGUGUCCUCAUGUUGUAUAUUCUGUGUUAGUUUUGAUAUAAUAUGAUUGUAAUAAAUGAUUGUUUGCACUCUC
Messenger RNA from Paramisgurnus dabryanus, 4042 nucleotides. RefSeq names its product endosome-lysosome associated apoptosis and autophagy regulator family member 2a (gene elapor2a). Lineage: Eukaryota; Metazoa; Chordata; Actinopteri; Cypriniformes; Cobitidae. The record is from RefSeq and is a predicted model, not a curated record. Gene Ontology annotation, cellular component: membrane. Gene Ontology annotation, biological process: positive regulation of BMP signaling pathway.